Messenger RNA from Chelonia mydas (Green sea turtle), 3180 nucleotides. It is a transcript of the gene TAP2, whose product is annotated as transporter 2, ATP binding cassette subfamily B member. Lineage: Eukaryota; Metazoa; Chordata; Testudines; Cheloniidae. The transcript is spliced from 12 exons. Gene Ontology annotation, cellular component: TAP complex; endoplasmic reticulum membrane. Bases 16 to 2379 code for a protein of 787 amino acids. Gene Ontology annotation, biological process: antigen processing and presentation of endogenous peptide antigen via MHC class I; transmembrane transport. The record is from RefSeq and is a predicted model, not a curated record. Gene Ontology annotation, molecular function: MHC protein binding; ATP binding; ABC-type oligopeptide transporter activity.
CCCCCCCGUCGGAGGAUGCUGCGAGCCGCCGGUGCAGGGAGCCGGGACCCGGAGCAGCCCAGAGGCGGCGGCCGGUGCAGCCCGGGCUCCCCCUGGUGGCCGCAGCCGGCAGCAGCAGCGGGCGGGGCCCGGGAAUCCCCCGAAAGCGAAACCGGGCGGGCUCGCGCGGGGUCCGGGCGCUGCCGCCCCGGGAGAAGGAGCCGGAGCCGGAGCCGGAGCUGCAGACUGUCCUCCACCAUGGCGCUGCCCCUCACCCUGCGUCUGGGCUGCCCCCUGCUGCUCUGCGACCUGGCCCUGCUGGCCCUGCUGGGCUCGGGCGCCCCCUCGCUGGCCCCCCUGGGGCUGCCGGCCACCUGGCUGGAGGCUGCGGUCCGUUUUCUGGGGCUCUGGGGGGCCUGGGGGCUGCUGGCCCCGGAUCGGCCCGGCCUGUCUCCCACCAGGGCCCUGGCUGCCCUGUGCCUGCUGCCCCCCUUGUACCUCACCCUGCGGAGCUGCCUGCCCCUGCCCAACGUGCCCCCCGCCCUGCUGGCCGGCGCCCCCUGGGCCUGGCUGCUGCUGAGCUAUGGGGCAGUGGGGCUGGCCCAGCUCACCUGGGGGGCCCUGGGACAGAGGGACAGGGCUGGGGGGCCCGGCUCUGAGGACACGGAGCGGGAGUCCAGGGCCACCCUGCGCCGGCUGGUGGGGCUGUCCCGGCCUGAUGUGCCCUUCCUGUCCGGGGCCUUCGUCUUCCUUGCUAUAGCUGUGAUUGGCGAGACGUUCAUCCCCUACUACACGGGACGUGUCAUCGACAUCUUGGGCAGUGCCUACGACCCUGACACCUUCACCACCGCCAUCGGCCUCAUGUGCCUGGCCUCCUUCGGCAGCUCCCUGGCCGCCGGCUGCCGCGGGGGACUCUUCAUGUUCACGUUCUCCCGACUCAACAUCCGCACCCGGUGCCAGCUCUUCUCCUCCCUGGUGCACCAGGACCUGGCCUUCUUCCAGCAGGUCAAAACAGGGGACCUGACCUCGCGCCUCUCCACGGAUGCGGCCAUGAUGAGCCGCUCGGUGCCGGCCAAUGCCAACAUCUUCCUGCGCAGCCUGGUGAAGGCGCUGGGGCUGUACGGCUUCAUGCUGGGGCUGUCCUGGCGCCUGACGCUGCUCACGCUGGUCGAGACCCCCCUCACCAUGGCCGCCCAGAACCUCUACAACGCCCGCCACCAGGCCGUGCUGAGGGCGAUCCAGGACUCCCUGGCGCGCUCCGGCGAGGUCGUGCGCGAGUCCGUCUCCUCCAUCGAGACCGUGCGCAGCUUCGCCACCGAGGAGGAGGAGUCGGGGCGCUACGAGGCGGCGCUGGCCGAGACCCACCGGCUGAAGAGCCGCCGCGACCUGGAGAGGGCGCUCUACCUGCUCUUCCGCCGGCUGCUGCAGCUGGCCGUGCAGGUGCUGAUGCUGUACUGCGGGCACCAGCAGAUCCGCGCCGGGCUCCUGACCAAGGGCAGCCUGGUCUCCUUCAUCCUCUACCAGGGGGACGUGGGCAGCUAUGUGCAGACCCUGGUGUACAUGUACGGGGACCUGCUGAGCAAUGUGGGGGCGGCGGAGAAGGUGUUCGAGUACCUGGACCGGGAGCCGGCCGUGCGCACCGACGGGACGCGGGCGCCGGAGUCGCUGCAGGGACACGUCUCCUUCCACAACGUCUCCUUCUCCUACCCCUCCCGCCCGGACUGCCAGGUCCUAAAGGCCGUGUCCUUGGAGCUGCGCCCCGGGGAGGUGACGGCGCUGGUGGGGCUGAACGGCAGCGGGAAGAGCACGUGCGUGGGGCUGCUGGAGCGGUUCUACGAGCCCCAGGCCGGGGAGAUCCUGCUGGACGGGGCGCCCCUCCGGGAGUACGAGCACCGGUACCUGCACCGCCAGGUGGCCCUGGUGGGCCAGGAGCCCGUCCUCUUCUCCGGCUCCAUCCGGGAGAACAUCAUCUACGGGCUGGGGGGCUGCGGGGAGGAGCAGGUCACCAGGGCGGCCAGAACGGCCCACGCCUCCGGGUUCAUCGCAGAGCUCGACAGCGGCUUUGAGACAGACGUGGGGGAGAAGGGUGGGCAGCUCUCAGCAGGGCAGAAGCAGCGGAUUGCCAUCGCCCGGGCGCUGAUCCGCCAGCCGGCCGUGCUGAUCCUGGACGAGGCCACCAGCGCGCUGGACACGGAGAGCGAAUGCGCGAUCCGGCAGUCGGUGCUGAGCCGGGGGCCCCGGACGGUGCUGGUGAUCGCCCACCGCAUGCAGACGGUGGAGAACGCCGACAGGAUCGUGGUGCUGGAGGGCGGGGCCGUGGCCGAGGAGGGGACGCACGCCGAGCUGAUGGGGCGCGAGGGGCCCUACUACAGACUGGUGCAGAGAGACCUGGCCGAGUAGCCCACCGCCCCGGGGAAUAGCCCAACACCAGCCUCACGGGCCUGCCCCCUCCUCCCGCCGGCCCAGUGUUACACGGAAAAUAUUGACAGCGUCUGAUCGGUGUAUUAUGUUGGGUCUCUGGCUUUAUCGUCUGUGUUAGGCUUUGGGUUCUGUGCAGAGGGGUGUCCCGGGGGGUGGAGGUCGGGGGGGGGCAGGCGUGUUCGACUGGCUGAGCGCGAGACGAGUGUUUUGUAAAAUACAUUAAAGGGGUGAAACGUCCGACCGGAGUCUGGGGUGGCCUUUGGCUGGAAACGCCGUCGCUGGUCUCGUGGCCCAGCCCAGGGCUGCAGGUCGCUCUCGGUUGAACCAGUCCGUGGCUGUAACGCCCCACGGAGUCAGUCGUGUGUCACGAAGAGCGUGGCCUCCCGGUCAGCUGGCGCUCGCCGACCCCCACGGUGAGCUGUGAGUUGCCGGGUCAGGGUGUGGCUGGGGCUCGGCCCCCGGCAGAGCCAGCUCGCGGCUGCGGAGAGCCAGCAGGAGGCGCUCCAGGCUCUGAGCUGGGGUGCAGGGGGGUCUGUCUGUCUCACAGUAACAGCAGCUGCUGCCUCUCAGCGCCGGGGCCGGUGUCACGCCUGGUUCAUUCCCGGCUGGCAGAGCAGAGCUGAUCCCGGGGAGGGGGCCGCAGGUCACACGGACGCUGCUGGCAUGUCAGACAGGCCUUCGCGCCUGGGGGGAGCAGGGGGUGUGAGACAGGCUGUUAACCAUGGCCGGGCUGUGGGAUCAUUCACGGUCUCCGAGCUAAAUAAAACGUAACAAGGCUAA